UGCAACGAGUAAUUUGCCCCGAAUCGAUCAGGAACCAGCCAAGUGUCAAAUGAUGGGGAAUCUCCGGAGUGAAAAUGGUUCUGGAAACGAGUGAUAAAAUUGGCCAGAUUUACAUCGUUUGAAAGUCAGAGUGCUUCACUGUAGCAGCCAUGGAGGACAUGGAAUUGCUUCCCAUCGACCCUCCGCCCUAUCGCAAUCUACUCCACACCCAGAGAGCGUUUGAUCUCCUCAACGAUUUCAGAAAGCAAAAUAUACUGUGUGAUGUGACGCUGGAAGCGGAGGGGGUGGAGCUUCCCGCCCACCGUGUGGUCCUGGCGGCCUGCAGUCCCUACUUCUCGGCCAUGUUCACCAGCGAGCUCUCUGAGUGCCGCGCCCAGAAGAUCAUCCUGCAGGAGAUUGACGGCAGCGCCCUCGCGCUGCUCCUGGACUUCGUCUACACAUCGGAGAUACAGGUGACCGAGGAAAAUGUCCAGACCCUCUUGCCAGCAGCUAGUCUCCUGCAGCUCAUUGAUGUCCGCAGUGCAUGCUGCGACUUCCUACAGAAGCAGCUGCACCCGACCAACUGCCUGGGCAUCAGGGCGUUUGCCGACAUGCACUCCUGCAAUGAGCUCUAUCACUACGCACAGAACUACACCAUGCAGCACUUCAGUGCUGUUGUCCACAGCGAUGAGUUCACAGCGUUAUCCGCAGAUCAAGUCAGUGAUCUUAUCAGCAGCGAUCACCUGACUGUACCCACAGAAGAAGAGGUGUUUGAGGCAGUGGUAGGCUGGGUCAACAGCGACCCGUCGAACCGCUGCGACUACAUGCCGCGCCUGGUGGAGCACGUGCGGCUGCCGCUGCUCUCGCGAGACUACCUGGUGCAGCGUGUGGAGGAGGAGCCGCUCAUCAAGACCAGCAGCAGCUGUAAGGAUUACCUGAUAGAGGCCAUGAAGUACCACCUGCUGGCCAAGGAGCAGAGAGCGCUCAUCAAGAACCCUAGGACGAAGCCCAGGACGCCCAUUGGACUGCCAAAGCUGAUGCUUGUGGUGGGUGGUCAAGCCCCCAAGGCCAUCCGUAGCGUCGAGGUGUACGACUUCAAGGAGGAGAAGUGGUCCCAGGCUGCCGAGAUGCCAUCCAGACGCUGCAGGGCAGGUAUUGCGGUACUCAACGGUCUGGUCUACGCUGUUGGCGGCUUCAACGGUUCCCUGCGCGUGAGAACCGUGGACGUGUAUGACCCAACCAGGAACAUGUGGUCCUCGGUGGCUUCCAUGGAGGCGCGACGGAGCACGCUGGGCGUGGCCGUGCUGAACAACCGCAUCUACGCAGUGGGAGGUUUUGACGGGACUACAGGGCUGAGUAGCGUUGAGGCCUAUGACCCUAAGGUGAAUGAGUGGCGAUCGGUGGCGUGUAUGAACACAAGAAGGAGCAGUGUUGGAGUAGCUGUACUCAAUGAUUAUCUGUACGCGGUCGGCGGGUACGACGGUGCGUCCAGACAUUGCUUGAGUUCCGUGGAACGCUACGACCCUAUCAAAGAUGAGUGGUCACCGGUUAAAGAAAUGAACACCAGGCGGAGUGGAGCAGGUGUAGGCGUUGUGGACGGCAUGCUGUAUGCCGUGGGCGGACACGACGGCCCCAUGGUGCGCAAGAGCGUGGAGAUGUACAACCCAGACACCAACGAAUGGACGUGUGUGGGUGAUAUGACCCAUUGCAGGAGGAAUGCUGGCGUGGCAGCCGUCAACACCCUCCUGUACGUGGUGGGCGGCGACGAUGGCUCGGCCAACCUCUCCUCGGUGGAGUGCUACGACUCGCGGGCCGACGCCUGGGUGGUCCUGCCGUCCUGCAUGACCACGGUCCGCAGCUACUCGGGCGUGGCCAUCAUCGACAAGCCCACAUGACAUGAGGAGGGCGCCCCCAGUGGCAACCCAGAGCAAGGGGCCCGCGGCAACGACAGAGACACGGAGUUCCACAUCCAGUGGGGUUACUGGUGAAAAAACACCCGAGGGCGCUGUGACCAUUGAACCCGGGGCUAACGUCAAGGACCGUGGACCUAUGUCAUGGAGAUGCUAAGCUUGGAAAUGGUGCUAAGCGCAAAACUUGUAGCAAAAACUGGUAACCGGCCAGAUUGCCAUUAGAAUGCUUAUUACUUAAGACUGGUUCCCAGCCAAUUGCUGCUUACCACAAAAAUCUGCAAAGCAACAUUUCUUCAAA
This is a messenger RNA of Patiria miniata (bat star), 2187 nucleotides long. Its product is annotated as kelch-like protein 2. The record is from RefSeq and is a predicted model, not a curated record. The coding region runs from base 150 to 1874 and encodes 574 amino acids. NCBI's taxonomy places the organism in Eukaryota, Metazoa, Echinodermata, Asteroidea, Valvatida, Asterinidae. Gene Ontology annotation, molecular function: protein binding. The transcript has 12 exons.